AUGAGCGUGGGCAAUCACUAUCUCCCUAUCAUAGUCGUCGAGUUGGUGGAGGGAGUUACCGCGAGGAAGGAUACCCUCAAGGUCCCGGUAGGAGAUUUCAGGAUUCGAGAUGGGAUGAAGGUGCUCAUUUGGACUAUGAUGCUAUACCACGAGCAUUCCGUCGCGAUCUGCCCAAUCCCCAAGGCCUCCUCCCGCUACUUAAUGUCCUCCUUGCUCCUCGAGCGUUUUGUGAUGUUUGUCGUUGAUUUUCUCUUUUCACCUUAUGUGUCGCUCAUGCCUACAUUCGCUGCUCAAGUGUUUUUGGACGUUUUUAGUUGA
Molecule: messenger RNA, 318 nt
Organism: Suillus subalutaceus
Lineage: Eukaryota; Fungi; Basidiomycota; Agaricomycetes; Boletales; Suillaceae
Exons: 1
Coding region: 1-318 (105 amino acids)
Source: RefSeq, a predicted model, not a curated record